AUGUUUCCAGGAAAAAGGGAAAACGUACUUGACAGAUCUCCUUCUCCUGAUCUUUGUGUUCUGCUUCUUGGUUUUGUGCCUGAUCUCUCUCUUUUUUGUGGCUAUGGGUGUUUUGGUUCAGCUGCUGUUGCCUGGGAGGCAGGGAAGCCAUUGGUGAUCGAAGAGGUCGAGGUGGCACCACCCCAAGCCAUGGAGGUCAGGAUAAAGAUCCUCUUCACUGCCCUCUGUCACACUGAUGUGUACUUCUCGUUCUUGGAUUUCCUAAAAGCUCUGCAGGCUGCUGAAGGUGCAAGGGUCGCCAGAGCUUCACGAAUUAUUGGAGUUGAUCUGAACCCCAACAGAUUUGAAGAAGCGAAGAAAUUUGGUUGCACAGAGUUUCUGAACCCCAAGGACUAUGAUAAACCCAUUCAAGACGUGAUUGCAGAAAGGACCAAUGGUGGGGUUGACAGGAGUGUUGAGUGCACAGGGAACAUCAAUGCCAUGAUAUCAGCCUUUGAGUGUGUUCAUGAUGGAUGGGGUGUUUCCGUUCUGGUUGGUGUCCCACACCAAGACGCAGCAUUCAAGACACACCCCAUCAAGUUCUUGAAUGAAAAAACACUGAAGGGAACGUUCUAUGGUAACGACAAGACACACACUCACAUCGCCCGGGGUGGUUGA
Molecule: messenger RNA, 657 nt
Organism: Nymphaea colorata (pocket water lily)
Lineage: Eukaryota; Viridiplantae; Streptophyta; Magnoliopsida; Nymphaeales; Nymphaeaceae
Product: alcohol dehydrogenase 1-like
Exons: 6
Coding region: 1-657 (218 amino acids)
Biological process (GO): formaldehyde catabolic process
Cellular component (GO): cytosol
Molecular function (GO): S-(hydroxymethyl)glutathione dehydrogenase [NAD(P)+] activity; zinc ion binding
Source: RefSeq, a predicted model, not a curated record